AUGCUCUCGACGAUCUCGCGGCUACACGCAGCGCAGGCGUGGCGCGAAGGCUACACGGACGAGACGAUCGCCCGCGUCAAGUCCAAGCGCGUCCAUGAGCUGCACGAACUCAAGCGCUACAUCCAUGAGCUCGAGACCACCGUCGCGCGCAUCAAGCGGCAAAAGACCUCGGUGCUAUCCUGGGAAGACGUCUCCAAGGCGCUCGUCGACGACACGCUCGACCAUGUUCAGUGCAACAUGCGUCUCCGAAGCGAGUGCGACUACAACCGGCGCGUGUGCCAGUUUUUAAAGGACUGGGUCGACACCAUGGUGCCUCCGCGACUCACGCCGGGGCUAACGGAAGAUACGUGGCGCCAUGCGACCAUCUUUGCUGGCGACGUCGCGACGCGUCAAGUCGGCUACACGUGGUUAACGCGCCAGGUGUACGCCAACACGGACCGAGCGUUGGCUCGGCUAACGUUCCCCGAGGACGCACAGGAUGCCCUUUCCGUCCACGUCGACCACCGCGAAGACGACAAUACGGUCCAUAUCGAAAUCCAGGAGCAGACGAUCUGGCCCUUUGCGUAUACCGACGUUGUGGCAGCGUGUGCGAUCGCGACCAAGACCUUUGUCCAGACGGUGCAAGCGCGAAGGGACUGCGUCGAGGCGUUAACGCCUGUCGACGACGACAUUACGUACGUCCAAGAAGAGAUGGGCCGCCCGGACCGCCAAAGCAUAUUCGGCAACGUCCUCUAUGGCACGUUCCUAUCCGGCACACGGCGCGCUGUCAUGGUCAAACGCUCGAUCGUCAAGGACGAAGCCCAUCCGAUUGCGAGCUCGGUUUGGACGCUCGACUCCAAGGGCUGGCUCGUCGUUGACCCGCUGCCCGAUGGACGCACGCGCGUGCGCAUGCUCGAUGUCGUGGGCCACCCGUGCUCGGCCCGCGGGUUCGUGCCGAUUCUAGACCUGGCGGCCAUGCUGCAAUUGAAGCCGCGCAACGUUGACGACGCCGUGCGACUCAUGCGCCAACACUUUGCCGUGAGCCAGGCCCACCAAGCGAAGCAGUUCAAGGACCUCGUCCAGACGCUGCUCCUGGAGCGGCUGCGCCAAAGACCAGAUUUGGUCUAG
Saprolegnia parasitica CBS 223.65 is the source of this 1107-nucleotide messenger RNA. RefSeq lists its product as hypothetical. NCBI's taxonomy places the organism in Eukaryota, Oomycota, Saprolegniomycetes, Saprolegniales, Saprolegniaceae. The coding region runs from base 1 to 1107 and encodes 368 amino acids. The transcript is spliced from 3 exons. The record is from RefSeq and is a predicted model, not a curated record.